CUUGGGUAUUCAGUCUGGUCCUGAAGGGCCUAGGAGGGAGACUGUGGCCAGCAGAGAGGGUUUCUGAGUCCUAAUGAAUCCGUGAUGAUUGCUAGCCUAAUGGUUGCCAUGGUGAUGGAGGAAGACCCCAGUGGCUUGUGCUAGCUUCAAGACUGAGCUGAAUGAGACAAGGAACUGCAUCAGGUUCCAGGUUGUAUGCAGCCCAAACAGCACCAGCCCCCAAACUCUGCCCAUCCUCUUGCCGCAUGGGGCCUAAGACCCUUUUGUGUUCUUUCUGGGUUUGCGCCCGUUUGCCAAGACAGGGAUUUUGUCCCCAGGAGGCACUCCCCGGCCCAUGGGAUCUCAGCAUUCAAAGCAACACAGGAAACCUGGGCCCCUGAAACGAGGCCACCGAAGAGAUCGGAGAACAACCAGGAGGAAGUACUGGAAGGAAGGAAGGGAGAUCGCUCGUGUCUUAGAUGAUGAGGGCAGCAACCUGAGACAGCAGAAGCUCGACAGGCAGCGGGCCCUGCUGGAGCAGAAGCAGAAGAAGAAGCGCCAGGAGCCCCUGAUGGUGCAGGCCAAUGCUGAUGGGCGGCCCCGAAGCCGGCGGGCCCGGCAGUCAGAGGAGCAGGCCCCCCUGGUGGAGUCCUACCUCAGCAGCAGUGGCAGCACCAGCUACCAAGUGCAAGAGGCCGACUCACUUGCCAGUGUGCAGCUGGGAGCUGCCCGCCCAACAGCACCAGCCUCAGCCAAGAGAACCAAGGCAGCUGCCACCGGGGCCUUGAAGAAGGAGAGGAAGGGGAAGCACAAAGGCGCUGGCGGGCCAGUGGCUCUGGCAGAAGACAAGUCUGAGGCCCGAGGCCCCGUGCAGAUCCUGACUGUGGGCCAGUCGGACCACGCCCAGGACGCAGGGGAGACGUCAGCUGGUGGGGGCACACAGCCCAGCGGGCAGGACCUCCGUGCCAGGAUGCAGAGGAAGGGCAUCUCCAGCAGCAUGAGCUUUGAGGAGGAGGAGGAGGAGGAAGAUGAGAACAGCUCCAGCUCCUCCCAGCUGAACAGCAGCACCCGGCCCAGCUCUGCUACUAGCAAGAAAUCCCUCAGGGAGGCAGCCUCAGCCCCCAGCUCAACAGCCCCAGAGCCUUCGGUGGAGGUUGAGGUCCAGGAUCUCGAGGAGUUUGCACAGAGGCCAGCCCCCCAGGGUAUCACCAUCAAGUGCCGCAUCACGCGGGACAAGAAGGGGAUGGACCGGGGAAUCUACCCUACCUACUUCCUGCACCUGGACCGAGAUGAUGGGAAGAAGGUGUUCCUCCUGGCGGGAAGGAAGAGAAAGAAGAGUAAAACUUCCAAUUACCUCAUCUCUGUGGACCCAACAGACUUGUCUCGAGGCGGGGACAGCUACAUCGGGAAACUGCGGUCCAACCUCAUGGGCACUAAGUUCACCAUUUAUGACAAUGGAGUCAACCCCCAGAAGACAUCAUCCUCUACUGUAGAAGGUGGAACCCUGCGUCAGGAGCUGGCAGCUGUGUGCUACGAGACAAACGUGUUGGGCUUUAAGGGGCCGCGGAAGAUGACUGUGAUUGUCCCAGGCAUGACUAUGGUUCACGAGAGAGUCUGUAUCCGGCCCCGGAACGAGCACGAGACGCUGCUGGCCCGCUGGCAGAAUAAGAACACGGAGACUAUCAUCGAGCUACAGAACAAGACGCCCGUCUGGAACGAUGACACGCAGUCCUACGUGCUCAACUUCCACGGGCGCGUCACGCAAGCCUCCGUGAAGAACUUCCAGAUCAUCCAUGGCAAUGACCCGGACUACAUCGUGAUGCAGUUUGGCCGCGUGGCCGAGGACGUGUUCACCAUGGACUACAACUACCCGCUGUGCGCGCUGCAGGCCUUCGCCAUUGCCCUGUCCAGUUUCGACAGCAAGCUGGCCUGUGAAUAGAGGCCUUCUCGUGCCUGUCGGGGUUACCUAGCCCAGAGUGGAGCUGUGACCUGUGGAGACAGCCCUCCCUACCCCCUGUACAUAGGCCUCCUGCCAGAUGAACCUGUGGCUCUCAGUGGGAGCCUGGCCCACCAGCCAGGAACUAGCUCCUCAGCCUCCUCUGUUGAGGCAGAGGAGUGGGGUAUGUGUAAAGGGGCCACAGUGAAUUCUGUGCCCCAAGAUCAGCACACACACCCACUCUUGGGUUAGCAUCCUGCUGCAGUCAUGUUUGCCAAGCUGGGAAGGCAGGAAGAGGUGUAGAGGGAGAGGAAGCACAAUACGGGGCUGCUGUGGCCCAGCCACCUACUCAGCCCGGGAGUCGAUGACCACGGAUCCCCACAGUGAGUGUGUGUGUGUCGUGGGCACAUCACCUUCACAUAGCAAAGGGCUUGGUAGCUGAGCCUGGCCCUUAACUGCGGGAAGUCCCCUACUUCAGGCCUCAGUCAGGCCUGGGGGAGGUCACUGGGGUUAGGGAAGGGUGAAUGGCAGUACCUUGUCAAGACUGCAGGGACCUGGCCAUGGGAAUUGGCUGGUGGCCUAGGGUUCUAGCUCAUUUGAUUUCUCAAGGUUUCUCUGUGCGCAGAGCCAGCAGGAGGCCGGCCCUCGAGGCCAGAUGUCUUAGAGGAUGGGUCCUGCAGGACACAAGCUGAGCAUAUGGGAGGUGCAUGGAACAGGCUUCCUGGACCAGGGCUGUCCUGGGAGUCCUGCCAACUACCCCAGGAGCUCUGCGGAGCAGCCCCUGCACAGGAAACGUGGAUGGGCCCAGGUCACCAGUCUGACUACGCACAGGUUGGUGUGGCCAGGGCUAUGGCUGGUAAGCUUCAGGUGCUUUUGCCUGUGCGUCACCUCCUCCCACCAGCCUAGAUCGUGGUUGCUGAGGGCUUCCCUGUAUGCUUCUCAGGUAGGAAUGGGACAGGGUGAGGAGGGCGGGGAAUAUUAUAGAAUCACUAGAGAUGAGGUGGCAGGACACCUAGAGAUCUACUAAUACAUCUGUUACCUUAGGCAAAUCACUCAAAAAAUGGCACUGGCCCUGGGUUACCUGGCUGGUGAAUGGCAUUCAGAACUUCAGCUCACUGGAUUUCUUGGUUCCCACCAUUCCCCAAAAAACCACUAUCUGUGGCUUUUGGGCCUUUCUGGGGCCCAGUCUGGAUGCCCUCGCCCCUUUGCCUGAUUCCAGAGACUUUGCAGUGUCAGAGUUGACAUAUGAAAUUGAACCAUUUCAGACAAAAUCAUGAGUGGUCAGGGCGGUGUGGCCGUUUCAGUGGAGAUUGAGCAGUUACCUGCUGAAAGCCGGCUGGGUCUUCGCGUGUCAGACUGAUCACGACUGACCGUGUCUGGUUCCCCCAGACAGCAAGCCUGACAAGGCUGCUGCCCACUUCUGUAUGUGGGUGUGUUGGGGGCUGUACGUGUACUGGAGUGGGGCCUGUUCUCUCCCUCCCCCUCCGUGGACAUGGGAGCUCUCCCCUCUUGCCUUUUUGUUGUUUACUCUGGCAGAGGCUAUUUGCCCAGGUGGAGAUCAGAGAUCAGUGGGAAGCAAGUAGUUGUUCCUCUCUUCAGAGUAGAUGUGUUUGGAAAGCACAUCUGUGUAGAAACUGAUGCUUUAAAAACAGGUUAGUGCGGCUCUGUCUGGAGGUGAAGGAAUUGUUUUAACCUAAGUGGAGGUAGUAUGCUCUCUCACUUCCUCGCAGUCGUUUUUCCACGUGGGCUGCUUGAAGCAAGGCUUUUCUGCUACAGCACUGAUCCUCCCACACCCAGGGUGUUUCUUAGAGGCCCCCCCAGUGCCCUAGUUUCUGUUGACAUGGUCUAGUUUCUAGACAGCUCUCUACCUGGGACCUUCCUGAGGGUGCUGGGACUUUCUGUACAGGGCUGGUCCACUUCCUAGGAAGCCCUUUGGUGCCAUCCCCCUUCCCAUAGUCCAGUUUGGCUCUCCCUUUUCUGACUUUGAGAAGAGACCUGCUGACAUUAGGAUAGUAGAAACUAGGUGAUCUCUAAUGUUUGGUCACGCUGUUUCUCUGGGUCUGUGAUUUUAAGGUAGAACAGCUGGUUUUGUGUCCUAGUGAGAGGGGGUCCAGGUAGCAGAGUGGAGAAACCAGAGGCACAAUGGCAAACUCCUGUCUCCUCCAGUGCACAGGAGUGGAGCUGGCUGCAGAUUUUGGCAGGGUCAGGAAUGUGGGCUGAACUUUCUGGCCUGGCUGAGGAGAAGGGUAGCUCAGCAACAAAACUCUGUUGGGCAUCGAGUGACAAGAGCAGUCACCUGCUCAAGACCCGGCCCCACAGUCUAUUUUUACAGCCCUGUUCCUGAGAACGCUGCUUUUCCUUAACCACUGGCCUCAAAGCCGUGGACCCAAAGACUCAAAGCUGCCAGGGGCCCCAGAGACCACCUGGGCUCAGCCUCUCCCAUAGUAAGAGUUCUUGCCCUUCACACCCUCCACCCAGAUGGUCCUUGGUCAGGAGGGAACUUGAUGGAACGAGCAGGCCCUACGAGUGUGGGGCAGCUGGGACCUCAGGCAGCUCUUCUGUGACUGCUCCUGGCUCUGUCACUCCUGGGGCCCUACCCCACAUCUCUAUACCCUUUGUCCAGAACAGCUCUUAUGGAGAGUGGCGACGUUCACUUCCCCACUCUUUUACUUUCCUUCUGGCUCCAAGGUGCUCUGUGUUUGUCUGCAUCUCUGUGUGUAUUUGGGGAAAAGGGCAAUCUGCAAAGAAUCCACUGAGGUUUCUUAUUGUGAUCACAUUUCUAAGAACGAAGAAGAAAGGGACAAGGGUGCAGUGUACCUGCAGAUUUUGUUCAUACCAUUCAGUGCUCUUUGAUAAGGGAGCAUACCUGGGAAAGUGCCCGCUCUUCCUCCCAGGUUCUGAUUAGGACACUGUCUGAGAAAGUUGUUUUCAGUUCCUAUUCUGUGUUACCUGGAGAAAUCUGUGUUGCGUGCGUGCUUUUGCAUGAAUUUGAACAUAUUCUAGUGACUGUGCCUUAAAAACCACGACGCUAGUUCAGAAAGAGCACGUAAGGUCUGGCCCCAGGCUGAGGACAGGUGUCGGCAGCCAGGGAGUAUAGUAUGGUGAUCACAGGCUAGGAGAGGACCUUUGGAGCCCACCUCCUUCCAUGACUAAAGGGGCAAGAGAAAUGAAGUUUCUUUGCUCUAAAAAGAGUGGGGCAUUUGCCUCUAAAUUCAACAAGCAACAGCAAUGACUUCACACUAAGAGGCCCUUGCUUUCCUCACAGUGGGGUCUACAGUGAGGGGAGAUGCUGGGCUGGCCGUGUCCAUGGCUCUUAUGCAAGCACAAAUCCCAUCUCCCAUAUAGAGUCCCUGGUUUCCCCUCACUGCAGUGACACUGGCCUUCCCUUCUUCAAUGCCUUACCCCAGUCAGGAUGUGGUGUGACCUCAGGCUGCCAGUUCGCCCUCAGCACACCUUUCCAGGUAGCUGGUGCCCAGCAUGAGUGGGCCUCACUCCCCUGUGCUCAGGGCCAAGGUAGGACCCUACCCUGGACCCUGGCUUGUUGAACUGUAGCAGCCCCUGGAAGAGGCCUAAGGGUGGGCUCUGGUUUAAGUUUAUUGGUCACCUGUCCUCCCAUACUUGUUUUCUGUCAUCUCAGGAUUCAAGGAGGGGCUGAGCAGAAGUACUGGGACAGGUCUGGUUUUUCAGUUUUCCUACCAGGUUGAGAGGCAAAUUGGUCUUACAGAAAGCAUUCCUGUACGCAAUGGCCACGGGAUUUUGAGCAAACCAUGUAAUUUUCUAGGUCUGUUUUCUCAUCUACAAAGCGAGGAGGUUGAACUGUCCACGCUUGCAGUCAGAGUCAGGGCGGCUGAGAGUCGACCUGUUUUCAUCACUACCCUUUCUAGCUCGUCACUGUGCCUUUUUUCUUUCCUGAGACAGAUGUCACAUCCCUUUCCUCUUCCGCUCAUUUGUCCCCCCCCCCCACCUGCCCUGCCCCACUCCACCCCAAUCAAAGUCCAGACAGAGCUGGAGGCCGAGAUCACAGAGUCCUAGAGGGAUUUAAAGUGGCUCAGAAAGGGAGCCUGACUCUGGUGACUAAGGGGACUUGGUCAGGAUGGGUGGCACUUCUCUUGCUGAGAAUGUACAUUUAGCCAGUUUUCAUAAUGCUUAGAAUGUGUAUGUCUAUUUGCACAAGACCAUCUUUUCCUAUUUUGGAGUGGUCAGACAUUUUAUUUUUGUUUAGAUUAUCUGGAGUUUUAGAUGAACUUGCAAACUGUGCUUUUACCAACUUUUUGAAUAAACUCUUUGGUAUUCUGGAGCAAAUGUAUUUAUUUACUGGUAUGUGCAAUGACAAAGUUGGUAUUUUCCCAUGUUGACAUUAUGUACGUUGUAUGACUUAAGUGUUUGUCUAAGUACAGACCAUAUAUCAACAAAUUAAACUUGAACUGUUUCAACACUA
Messenger RNA from Miniopterus natalensis, 6353 nucleotides. The record is from RefSeq and is a predicted model, not a curated record. Lineage: Eukaryota; Metazoa; Chordata; Mammalia; Chiroptera; Miniopteridae.